GCCAAAGCGGCAGGUGAUGGCUCGGAAAGCACUCAGGUUGCAGUGGAUGAUGAGCCCAUGGCGAUCGACACGACAACAGCGGAAAUGGAAGAGAAAGAUCCUAUUGCCGAGAAAGCAUCUCAGCUUGCCACCGCAGACCUUGCUGCUAUUGAUUGCCACCAAGAUUUUGACAUGAUGAAGAAAGCAGUGCAGGAGACGGUGACUUCUGGCGAGAAGAUCAUUUUCAUCAUAGACGCACCAACAUCGAAGACGGCAGUCCUCAAGGACCUCAUCAAGAAGGUUGGAGUUGUAGUGGAGACUUUGCCAGCCGGUACGGCUCAGCGCUGGGUGCUUUGCAUCUGUGUUGCACGGCGCUUUGACAUCCUGUCGGUCAUCCACUCUGAGGUCACCAGCCUUUUCAAGAACAACAAAACCUACUUGGUACAGUGCACGGCCUCUGAGCAUCAAUCGGCAAAGGCUCAGCCGACUUUCCGGAUCAUCUCUCAGGCUCCAGCUUGCUUUUCAGAAAAAGUUCCUGCCAACGCUGCCUUGAAUGCCGUGCGGAGCAAGAGCUGGGAAAAUCUCCGUCAGCGCUGCCUGAAUCCACAAUGCCCUCUCAGGCCAAAGCCAGGCCCUCGAGAGUCACAGGAUGAUCAUGACAAGACGGACAACGAGGCAGAUGUCCCUGAAGGAGCUCAUGAUCUUUGCGAAGUCUCCGAAGAUGAUGGUGAUGAGGUUGGCCAUGCCUCUGAGCAUGCAGAGGCUCUUGUUCCUCCUGGCAAGUAUGUGAAGGAGCUGUGGACUUUCGUCCGCCCUGUAGAACAGGGAGUUCGAAUCCUGAGGCAAUUGUGUUCGGCAGAGACGGCGUCCAGGUGCAUCAUCUUGACGAGGUCAGCCCAUCCAGGCAUGAUAGUUGCAUGUCGUCAGGUGCAGCUCCGUGUUGUGGCUUACGUCGAGUGCGGCAUCCACAAUUGGAAUCAUGGUCAGCAGUUGCUGGAAAGGAUGCUCAUCAAACUGAAGCAUCCAGAGGCUGAGACUUUGGUGAAACAUGUGAAGAAGAGAGCUUUGAUGCAAGACCUCCAGUUCAUAUAUGUACGGGCCCCGCAGGAGCAGCUCAUCCAAUGGAGAGAUGUGAAAGGAAACGAUGAAGGAGGCUCAGCCUGGCGGGUGGGAGUCGAUCAUUUGGUCGAGAAUUACCCAGAGAAAGCCGCGGCUCUUUUGAGUGCAGAGUUGGAGCAGUAUGGACUCAGCCUCGUGGGCACCGACAAGGGCAAAGCAUUGAGGGCCGAGAAAGCUUUCAGGGAAGGAGAUUGCAUUUGCCUUGCCACCGCGUUGUUUUUCACUUCCCAGUCCACGCUGGUCUAUUUCCUGAACGAAUGCAGUGCGCUAUCAUUCGCAGACCGCCUGGUCAAGAUUGACGGCCUCCAAGAUGGCUCUGAGACCAAGCCGCUCUUCGCGAUCCUAUGUGGCGCAGCAGGCUAUGUGCAGCACUACGGGAACAUCAGGCGAUCGCCUAAUGCUGUGUUGCAGGCAAGCCCGGGCUCAGGAGCAGCAGAUGGCAUGCUGUCGUUGGUUGCCCGAAGUUCAAACCAACAAGGCAUUGCAAAAGGCUCUUUGAUCCUCAUCAACUAUGGCGCACAGUACUCUAUGUUGGAUGAACCUGAGGCGAAGAAGCAGAAACAGUUGCUUCUCAAUUUUUCGCCAUCCAAAGAGUCGAAGGAUACCGCCACCGAGACACCUCCCAAGGUGGUUGUGAAACCAGACGAUCAGGGGGCCAAGGACACGCCUGAGAAGACAGUGCCUGAGAAGACAGUGCCACCUGUGGAGGCUGCAAAGCCCUCGGCACCUCCCAACGAAAAGCCCACGAUUGCGGCCGUUGAGGUUGAGGAGCAACAAAUCAAGGCCCAUGAGCCUGGAGAACCUUUGAUUCUGUCGAGCAAUUUGUGCGACAAAAAGGUGGAGUGUGGUUUCACUGGAUCAUUUUACAUCAUGUGCACUGAGCAAAGUGACAACGGCCGGAAGAUUCCUCCAUGGACUCUCUUGUACUGUGUCCGAGACGGGAAGUUGAGCGCAUCUGGCCAGAUCGAGUACAAGUUGACGGAGCCAUACAAGAACCAGAUCUGUGUGUACCAGAACAAGACUGUCGGCCCAGUCAAGACUUUGAGCGAUGCCAUCUCGGAUUUGGGCGCGGCAAAGCUUCAGAGCCAUGGUGGAUGGAAGUCAGAGAAAGUGCCUACCACUUUGUCUCCACCCGAGAAAGCGCUUUUUUUCUCCGUGAGCGACCAGCAGCUGCAAUCAAUGCUGUUGGCUACGAAGCUCAUGGCACAGGUGAAAGUUUUGCGGGUCCUCAAGUACGACGAAAAGAGCAAAACACUUGGACCUUAUGCCGUU
Molecule: messenger RNA, 2370 nt
Organism: Durusdinium trenchii
Lineage: Eukaryota; Dinophyceae; Suessiales; Symbiodiniaceae
Source: the annotation of a GenBank genome assembly